Molecule: messenger RNA, 1286 nt
Organism: Solanum stenotomum
Lineage: Eukaryota; Viridiplantae; Streptophyta; Magnoliopsida; Solanales; Solanaceae
Product: alcohol dehydrogenase 3
Exons: 9
Coding region: 117-1259 (380 amino acids)
Biological process (GO): formaldehyde catabolic process
Cellular component (GO): cytosol
Molecular function (GO): zinc ion binding; S-(hydroxymethyl)glutathione dehydrogenase [NAD(P)+] activity
Source: RefSeq, a predicted model, not a curated record
CAGUUAUAAAUAUCCCCAGUUAAUGCACUGCCUCAACAAAAUCAACUAAGUAAACAACCAAAUUUGUGUUCUAUAAAAAGUUGUCAUAUUUAGUGAUCAGUAAAAAAAUCAAGAAAAUGUCGACUACUGUAGGCCAAGUCAUUCGUUGCAAAGCUGCUGUGGCAUGGGAGGCUGGUAAGCCAUUAGUGAUGGAGGAAGUGGAUGUUGCUCCUCCACAGAAAAUGGAAGUUCGUCUUAAGAUCCUCUAUACUUCACUCUGUCAUACUGAUGUAUACUUCUGGGAAGCUAAGGGUCAAAAUCCAGUCUUUCCUAGAAUUCUUGGACAUGAAGCAGCAGGGAUUGUGGAGAGUGUUGGAGAGGGAGUAACAGAACUUGCACCAGGAGACCAUGUUCUUCCUGUCUUUACAGGGGAAUGCAAAGAUUGUGCUCACUGUAAAUCUGAAGAAAGCAAUAUGUGUAGCCUCUUAAGGAUUAACACUGACAGGGGAGUGAUGAUUAAUGAUGGACAAUCAAGGUUUUCCAUCAAUGGAAAGCCCAUUUACCAUUUUGUUGGGACCUCCACUUUUAGUGAGUACACUGUGGUUCAUGUUGGAUGUGUCGCCAAAAUUAACCCCCUUGCUCCUCUUGAUAAAGUAUGUGUCCUUAGUUGUGGAAUCUCGACAGGCCUUGGAGCAACUUUGAAUGUUGCUAAACCAACAAAAGGCUCAAGUGUGGCUAUAUUUGGACUAGGAGCUGUAGGCCUUGCAGCUGCAGAAGGAGCCAGAAUUGCUGGUGCUUCAAGGAUAAUUGGUGUUGAUUUAAAUGCUAGUAGAUUUGAGCAAGCUAAGAAAUUUGGUGUGACAGAGUUUGUGAACCCCAAGGACUAUAGUAAACCAGUUCAAGAGGUAAUUGCUGAGAUGACUGAUGGCGGAGUCGAUAGGAGUGUGGAAUGUACUGGCCAUAUUGAUGCUAUGAUUUCAGCAUUUGAAUGUGUCCAUGAUGGCUGGGGAGUGGCUGUACUUGUUGGAGUACCCCAUAAAGAAGCUGUGUUCAAGACACACCCUAUGAACUUUUUGAAUGAAAGGACUCUCAAAGGAACCUUCUUUGGAAACUACAAACCUCGUUCGGAUAUUCCUUCCGUUGUUGAGAAAUACAUGAACAAAGAACUUGAAUUGGAGAAAUUCAUCACUCAUACACUUCCAUUUGCUGAAAUCAAUAAGGCUUUUGAUUUAAUGUUGAAGGGAGAAGGCCUUCGUUGCAUCAUCACCAUGGAGGACUAAACUUACUGUCCUAGAAAAGGAGCUUCU